Messenger RNA from Colletotrichum truncatum, 1242 nucleotides. The record is from RefSeq and is a predicted model, not a curated record. NCBI's taxonomy places the organism in Eukaryota, Fungi, Ascomycota, Sordariomycetes, Glomerellales, Glomerellaceae.
AUGUCUCAGCAGGAAGCCUUGAUCGCUUUGACCGAGGGGCUCUUACAGGAUGCUCGAGACCUUGUUGCGACCGAUGCCAAGCUUGUCAGAUCGAGAAUGGCCAUGAAGGCUAAGAAGAUCCUUCAACUUACUGCAGGGCCAGACGAGAUAAUCGGAGGCCUUGCUGUUGCUAUGGCUGAGAUUGGUGCACUGAACCAGUACAUGGAAUGGAAGUUGUUUGACGUUAUUCCGGACAAGGGUGAUAUCUCAUACGCGAAACUUGCUGAAUCGAUCAAGGGAGACGAGAACCUCGUUGGCAAGUCACGUCUCUUCUCAUCAUCACGCCUUGGCGGCGUGAUGGUGUCAACUGGUCGUCUUGUUCAAACAUCAACGGGCCACGUCGCUCACUCAGCAACCUCCCCAAUGUUUAAGCACAAAAGUCCACCUGGGAAUCUCUUUCGAGUCAUGUUCGACCAUGGACUUCGUGGAUACACGCACUGGAGGAAAUAUUUCGCCAAGUAUGGAAACCACGAGCCAACAGGGGUGUCUCAUAAUCCAUACACCUUCGCCUGUGGCCAACCUGAACUCACUGUUUGGGAGCAAGCAGAUCACCUUGACCCGGAGAGAGCAGAGAUCUUUGCAUCUGCCAUGAGAUCUGCGGGAUCAAUAGCCGGGAAACAUGGGGGGCCAGCUUCUAUUUAUGAUUUCUCAUGGCUUGGAGAGGAAGCAAAUUCCAGCUCCACUCAAAACCCGUUGAUAGUCGACGUUGGUGGAAGCCAUGGAGAUACGCUCAAGCAUAUCCUCCAAGCCGUGCCAAGUAUUCCUCAAAGCCGGUGCGUGCUACAAGACCGACCGGAUGUCAUUGAUGAGGUAAUUCGAACGGAUGAUGAGGGACUGAGGGAUGUCAAAAAGAUCGGCCAUGACUUCAUGAAAGAGAAUCCAACCAAGGACGCCAUGGUAUACCUCCUUCGCCGCGUGCUUCAUAACUGGUCAGACCAAGCAUGUGUUGAAAUCUUGACGCGUCUCCGCUCCGCUUUGCCGAGGGAUGAGCCGCGCGCAAGAGUGCUUAUAAUGGAACAUGUCGUUUCGGACCCGCCCUCCGUCAGGAGCGCCGCCACCGAUAUGAUCAUGCUCAACAUUGGUGGCAAAGAGCGCACCGAACAGGGAUUUGCCAAGAUCGCCAAGGACUCUGGCUUGAAGAUUGUCAAGGUGCAUCGACUGGAGGGAACCGAAAUAGGAGUUGUAGAAUGCGCAACUACUUAA